Parathielavia appendiculata is the source of this 1994-nucleotide messenger RNA. Its product is annotated as cysteine proteinase. Gene Ontology annotation, cellular component: nucleus. Gene Ontology annotation, molecular function: ubiquitin binding; cysteine-type deubiquitinase activity. Bases 165 to 1838 code for a protein of 557 amino acids. NCBI's taxonomy places the organism in Eukaryota, Fungi, Ascomycota, Sordariomycetes, Sordariales, Chaetomiaceae. Gene Ontology annotation, biological process: protein K48-linked deubiquitination. The record is from RefSeq and is a predicted model, not a curated record. The transcript is spliced from 4 exons.
CUUCUGGCGUUGCUGGUGUUCUCUGCUCAGGGCAGCCAGACUUGCAAGUUGCUGUUUCCGUGCAUUCAUGCUCCAUACGCGACGACACGGCCCCAGAUUCGGCACCUCCUGCCUCCCAUCGACGCCAAAAGUCCACUGACACACCUGCGCAUCGUUUCUCCGGCAUGUUCCGACCCGAUUCGACUGCAUAUCUCCAGGUGUCGACGGGGUAUGCGAUCCCGCACGGCCUCCCCGAUUACACAUUCAACGAGACGCCAUUACGCUUGAGCGACAGCAGAGAUUCUGCUGCGGCAGGGGCCGUCGGCAGCUCGGCAAGUGCACUGCUCUACAACACGCCGCUGUUUAGUGACACGAGGAGCGCUGGCAUUGGCCCCGCACCAUCCGCCCUUGGCUCCUUCAACAACUUCCACUCCACCUCGUCCACCUCACCUGCCAACCCGACCAUCUCAGCACGCUCGAGCCAUCGACCUUCGCUACCUCUUUUGCUGAAGAUGGAGCCAAACGCCGAAGAUUUGGCAGCCCAAGAGGCUGCUGCCCGGGAAUAUCAGCCACAUCUCGAGCGCGAUGCACAGGGCCCGCUCGUUGGCAAGAAGACGCCCAGCACCGCCAUCGCGGAGGAAUAUGCCAAGGCCGAUCCGAUCUAUGUACAAAAGACUUUGGUUCUCCCUCAGACAUACUCGCAUUACCGUCAGAUUCAGGGCGACGGUAACUGCGGCUGGCGGGCAAUUGGCUUCGGUUACUUUGAGAUGUUGGUGAAGAGCGGCAACAAGACUCGGAUCGAGACUGAGAGGCAGCGGCUGGAGGGCCUGAACGGCUUCAUCGAGAACGUCGGAGGCUUCUCUCCCUAUGUUUCCCAGGACUUUGUCGACGAGACAUUGGCGCUUCUGCAGAAAAUGGCAGAGCUAGUUGACCAGCAGGGCCAGGAUCAAGCCAUGACGGAGCUGCUGGAGGCGUUCAACACGCCCGAACUCUCCAACUCCAUCAUGUACCACUUCAGAAUGCUGGCAAGCUCAUUCCUUAAGGGCAACCGGGACACAUAUGGCGCCUUCGUCACCACCGCCUCGGGUGUCGACGGAUACUGCACCGAAGUGCUUGAGCAUCACGGCGUCGAACUUGAUCAUCUGGGCUUGACCUUGCUAGUCAAUGUGCUCCUGAAAGAUGCCGGUUUCGUCUUGGAGGUUGCCUAUCUUGACCGGAGUCCCGGGUCCGAAGUCAACACGUACCGGUUCCCCGAUGAAGCAAACAAUCGCGACCCUUCGGAACUGGGUCCCAUCAUUCACCUUCUCUACCGCCCGGACCAUUACGACAUUCUGUACGUCCCGGAGCCGGUCAGCCUCCAAGUGCACCGCGUGGCCAGCUUCUCGCACAGCUAUGAGAUUGAGAGCUCACCCAUGUCGAUGCACAACUUCGGGGCUGUCGACAUGCAGACGCUAUCCCUCAUUCCUGGAUUCGGUGCCCCAGCUCCUGCUCUGGGAUCCAUGCUUGACACCUCUCCGUCACCGCUCACCACGUACAGCCCGAGCCCCGUGUCUCCCUGGUUAUCCUCGGGUUACGUUGAGCCAGUACAACAGGCGCCGCCAGUACCACUUCCGAUCCCAACGCCCACCCCGGCGCCGCAGACGCACCCCCUGCGUUUCAGCGAGUAUUGUCAGCUCCGAGAGUACACCGACAACAAUACGUGGCGUGAGCAGACGCUGCAGACGACAACAUUCAAGAACAGCCACUUCAACGUGGCACACUACAACAAUCCCAAUUUUCAGCCAGAGGAGUACAAGCCCGGAGCCGACGACCACGACACGCCGCCGCGGCCCAGUGGGCGGAAGAGAGGCAGCGUAUAGACUGGUUUGCAAGAGGGCUGGCUGUGCCAACCAGGAUGAGGCCGAUGGCCGUCAAGGGGGAGGGUUCGGCAAGCAUGGGAGGACCUAAUACCGACAGCAGCGGUCUCUAAUCAAGGGCUUGUGGUUAUCGAAGCGCGACGAAUUCCUUGUUUCCCG